AUGAACCGCGUCCUCUCUUCGUUGGGAUGCUUAGUGGCCCUCAGAGAACCUAGGGAGACGACGGGCAAGACCACGACGAGACGGGAGGCAGGCGGAGUAUCAUGCACGCGAGACGACUCUGGAACCGACGUGCCAUACCGCAUCCUUCCUCACUUCCACGAGGAGACCAAGGCCUACCUUCGGGGCAACACCGAUGUUCUCGACAGGCUACCUGCAGUGAAGGCUACGGCCUUGGAGAGAGCCAAUCGGUCGGUACCCCAAAUGCCACUGGGGACAACCGAAGCGCAGGGCAAUGCCGGGUCGGCUCGGCUCCGGGCAGCGACGUUUGCCCGGCUGAGAGAGCGGUGGCGGGAAGCGCGCGGGGGAGUGCUUCAUGCUUCUGGAGCUACUGGCCAGCCGACAUCAAGGAGGAGAGCACGAGGAGCGGCGCCGUCCGCUGCCGGACUUGCCGACCACAAGCCGCAGAGCAUCGAAUCGCGUAAUCUCAACACCGCAACUUUAGUGACUCCAGGUCGCUACCCCGUGUACGACGGACUGCGGAGCUCUCCGCCCUUCGCUGGCGCCCACAGCUGGAAGCUCUACACGGGCCCCUGUUUCGACACACAGUCACCCCGAAAGAGUAAGAAGAAGAGCAGCCUUGAGAACCUCGAGAGCGAAAUUGAGCAACCGUCUCCGCGACUUGAACUCGUGACAAAGGCGAGAGGCGACAGGAAAAGAGGCGCAACGAGGUAA
Molecule: messenger RNA, 732 nt
Organism: Thermothelomyces thermophilus ATCC 42464
Lineage: Eukaryota; Fungi; Ascomycota; Sordariomycetes; Sordariales; Chaetomiaceae
Exons: 1
Coding region: 1-732 (243 amino acids)
Source: RefSeq, a predicted model, not a curated record